AUGCCGGAACUCGUGCAGAAGCACCUGGCGGUGCAGGACCUGAGCAAGCUCAAGCUGGAGGAGCUGACCCCGCUGACGCCCGAGGUCAUCAGUCGCCAGGCCACGAUCAACAUCGGCACCAUCGGCCACGUCGCCCACGGCAAGUCGACGGUGGUCAAGGCCAUCUCGGGCGUGCAGACGGUGCGCUUCAAGAACGAGCUGGAGCGCAACAUCACCAUCAAGCUGGGCUACGCUAACGCCAAGAUCUACCGCGCCGAGAACGGCACGGGCAUCGGCUGCUACCGCGCGUUCGGCAGCUCCAAGCCCGACCGCUUCACGGAUGAGAACGACGACAAGACGGUCUGGGUGCUGCAGCGCCACGUCUCGUUUGUGGACUGCCCCGGUCACGACAUUCUCAUGGCUACGAUGCUUAACGGCGCCGCCGUCAUGGACGCCGCCCUGCUGCUGGUCGCCGGUAACGAGGUGUGCCCGCAGCCCCAGACGUCCGAGCACCUGGCCGCUAUUGAGAUCAUGCGUCUACAGAACAUCAUCAUCCUGCAGAACAAGGUGGACCUGAUCAAGGAGGACGCCGCCGUGGCCCAGCACGAGCAGAUCAAGAAGUUCGUGGCCGGCACGGUCGCCCACGACGCCCCCAUCAUCCCCAUCUCGGCCGUGCUCAAGUACAACGUGGACGUGGUGUGCGAGUACAUCUGCCGCAACAUCCCCAUCCCGAAGCGCGACUUCACGUCCAAGCCCAAGCUCAUCGUCAUCCGUUCGUUCGACGUCAACAAGCCCGGCGAGGACGUGGAGAACCUCAAGGGUGGUGUCGCUGGUGGCUCCAUCCUCGAGGGUGUGCUGCGUGUCGGCGACGAGAUCGAGGUGCGCCCCGGUAUCGUCAGCAAGGACGAGGAGGGCAAGAUGACGUGCGUGCCCAUCUUCUCGCGCAUUGUGUCGCUGUACGCUGAGAAGAACGACCUGCAGUUUGCCGUCCCCGGUGGACUGAUCGGUGUAGGAACGCACAUUGACCCGACGCUCACGCGUUCGGACCGUCUUGUGGGCCAGGUGCUGGGUCUCAAGGGCAGCCUGCCGCACGUGUUCACGGAGCUGGAAAUUAACUUCUACCUGCUCAAGCGUCUGCUGGGUGUCAAGACCCAGGAGGGCAGCAAGGCUUCCAAGGUGCAGAAGCUGUCGAAGGCCGAGGUGCUCAUGGUGAACAUCGGCUCCACGGCUACGGGUGGCAAGGUGCUGGCUGUCAAGCAGGAUCUGGCCAAGAUUCUGCUCACGGUUCCCGUGUGCACGCAGGAGGGAGAGAAGAUCGCUAUCAGUCGUCGUAUUGACAAGCACUGGCGCCUCAUCGGCUGGGGACAGAUCCGCCGUGGCAGCCGGAUCGAGAUCGCCGACUCGGAAUAG
Messenger RNA from Phytophthora sojae, 1389 nucleotides. RefSeq lists its product as hypothetical. Gene Ontology annotation, molecular function: translation initiation factor activity; tRNA binding; GTP binding. The transcript has a single exon. Gene Ontology annotation, cellular component: cytosol; eukaryotic translation initiation factor 2 complex. Lineage: Eukaryota; Oomycota; Peronosporomycetes; Peronosporales; Peronosporaceae. Gene Ontology annotation, biological process: positive regulation of translational fidelity; formation of translation preinitiation complex. The coding region runs from base 1 to 1389 and encodes 462 amino acids. The record is from RefSeq and is a predicted model, not a curated record.